Molecule: messenger RNA, 1107 nt
Organism: Capronia epimyces CBS 606.96
Lineage: Eukaryota; Fungi; Ascomycota; Eurotiomycetes; Chaetothyriales; Herpotrichiellaceae
Exons: 2
Coding region: 1-1107 (368 amino acids)
Biological process (GO): glycerol transmembrane transport; water transport
Cellular component (GO): plasma membrane
Molecular function (GO): water channel activity; glycerol channel activity
Source: RefSeq, a predicted model, not a curated record
AUGGCUGGAUCCAAUAACCAGCCGAACGACCUAGUUCGCCAGCACACUCACGACAUUGAGCUGGGAGUCUCGGACGUGCUUCAACGCCAUGUCACGCGCCAUGUCGUUCCGACCAAACCCGUGUCUCAGCGAAAGCUCAACUUUGAGCAUAAGCGACCCCGGAUUAUGCGUGAAAUGAUGGCCGAAGCCACUGGUGUGUUUUUCUACGUGUUUCCGGGAAUUGCUUCGGUAGCCUCGUUUACUUUGGCCACCACAAACCCUGUCGCUGGAGUGAUCGGAGUCACAGUUUUCGGUAGUCUCUUCCAGAUUGGCUGGGCCUUUGCCCUAGGCAUCGCGUUCGCAAUCGUCACAUGUGCCCCUGUCAGCGGUGGUCAUUUCAAUCCGGCAAUCACAAUUUGUUUUGCGAUAUGGGAAGGUUUCCCAUGGAGGAAAGUUCCACACUAUAUCUUUUCACAAAUUUUUGGCGCUUUCCUCGCUGGCUUGAUGCUCAUGGCAUGCUACUGGCCCCAGAUUCAGGCGGCGAAAGCAAUCGACAUCAAGGAGCACGGAACCGCGGUAUACAACGGUGGCGUGGCCAGUAUCCUCUGCGUGUUCCCCAACCCCGACCAGACCAACCAAGGAUACCUGUUCUUCCAGGAAUUCUUCGUCGAUAGCUACAUUGGCAUUAUCAUCUGGGCUUGCCUGGACCGGGCCAACCCUUUCGUCAGUGCGCAGAGCGUGCCUUUCACCAUCGGUCUCGCUUAUGCUACCAUGGUUUGGGGAUUUGCUGGAAACACCAUCUCCACCAAUUUGGCCAGGGAUCUGGGUACCCGAAUCGUGGCAGCCAUCUUCUUCGGUGGGGAAGCUUUCACCGCGUCCAGCAGCUAUUCAUGGAUUUCUAUCCUGGUCAAUAUUCCAGCCACAAUCUUUGCCACUGGAUAUUAUGAGUUUCUCAUGAGGGAUAGUCUGCAGAAGAUCCAACAGGGACACGCGGAGCACAAGGAUGGCGAAGAGGGUCUACACAGACACAUUUCCAAGGUCACAGGGGUCGAUGUCGCCAACCCAGCAUGGGAAACCAAUCGUGGUGCCAUGAAUACUGCAGAUGGAGUCCGCGAAAAGCAGUUCUAG